Penicillium samsonianum is the source of this 1746-nucleotide messenger RNA. RefSeq names its product flavin-containing monooxygenase. Gene Ontology annotation, molecular function: flavin adenine dinucleotide binding; NADP binding; N,N-dimethylaniline monooxygenase activity. The transcript is spliced from 3 exons. The coding region runs from base 1 to 1746 and encodes 581 amino acids. The record is from RefSeq and is a predicted model, not a curated record. Lineage: Eukaryota; Fungi; Ascomycota; Eurotiomycetes; Eurotiales; Aspergillaceae.
AUGCCGGAACCUCGUAUCAUGACCAUAUCUGCGGUGCCGGACACCGGCGCCAUUCCUCCAUCGGGUGCGCUGCAUGAGAACACUUGGUAUAAUCGGGAUUUCAAUGGGUAUCGUAUCUCCGAACACCCCCUCUUCGAAAAACGGCGCCUACGAGUUGUUUGUGUUGGUGCCGGUGCUUCUGGACUCCAGCUUGCCCACAAGGCCGAGCGACUACUAGAGAAUGUCGACCUUCAGAUCUACGAGAAGAACUCAGACAUCGGCGGCACCUGGCUGGAGAACCGCUAUCCCGGCUGUACUUGCGACAUUCCGUCCCACUCCUACCAGUUCACUUGGGCGCGAAACCCUUCCUGGUCCAGCUUCUACUCUGGUUCGGAGGAAAUAUGGCAGUAUAUGAAGGAUAUCGCCGUCAAGUACGAAUUGGAAAAGUACGUCCAGCUGGACACAGCGGUCCAGUCUGCUGAAUGGGACGAGGAAUCUGGUCACUGGAAUUUGAAACUUUCAAGUCCAGACGGAUGCGCCAACGACGACUGGUGUGACAUCUUGAUAUCCGCGUCCGGCAUCGUCAAUGCGUGGAAGUAUCCUGCAAUACCGGGGCUUGAUUCGUAUAAGGGAAAACUGAUGCACUCCGCGCGCUGGGACAGUUCUUUCGAUUUGACUGACAAGACCGUGGCCGUCAUUGGCGGUGGCUCAUCCGCAGUGCAGAUCAUCCCAAACAUCCAGCCUCAAGUCGGCAAGAUGUAUGCCUUCUUGCGAUCCCCCGUUUGGAUCACCACCGGCUUUGGUGCCAAGUAUGCUGGACCAGGGGGCACGAAUUUCAAGUACUCGGCUGAACAGAUUAAAGAGUUCCAGGAUAACCCCGAAGUGCUAAGGAAAUACUGCCGCGAAAUCGAAGGGGAGUUGAACAAACGCUUUAACCUUAUGCACGGCAACUCUAAGGAUCAGCAAAUUUCUAGAGAGCUUAUCGCCGACAUCAUGAAGGAGAGACUGGGCGACGAGAAGCUUGCCGAGAAUCUGGUUCCUGAAUUUGCUCUUGGCUGUCGCCGAAUGACCCCAGGGUCCGGAUAUCUGGAGAGCCUCUCGAAGGAAAACGUGGAGGUCAUCCACAAGAGCGUUGUGCGCUUGACUGAGGUUGGUGUGGUUGACGAGGACGGUUUUGAACAUAAAGUCGACGCUGUCAUCUGCGCCACCGGAUUUGAGACAUCGUUCGCACCUCAGUUUACGGUCAUUGGCCGGAAAGGAGCAAACAUCAAGGAACAAUUCGGCGAUUUCCCACAAGGAUACCUCGGUAUCUCGACUGCGAACUUCCCAAAUAUGUUCCUUUUGGCCGGGCCUAACUGCCCCUCAAGCCACAGUUCGAUCUUGCCAAUCAUGGAGUGGUAUACUCGCUAUAUUUUCCAGAUGAUUGAAAAGAUGCAAACGGAAAAUAUCAAGUCGUUCGAGGUCAAAGAGGAUGCAGUCAAAGACCUGUAUGACCACACCCACGAGCUAAUGAAACGCCUGGUUUGGUCGUCGCCCUGCCGCUCAUGGUUCAAGAACGGUAAAAUCCACGGCCCUGUUACAGCCAUAUACCCCGGCUCGCGGCUGCAUUUCUUCGAGAUGCUGAAGAAUGUCCGAUGGGAGGAUUAUAAACUGGAAUACAAGGGGGCGAAUAGGUUCCAAUUUAUGGGAAAUGGCUUUACACAUUGCGAAAGCAGUGUGGAGGGCGACCCGGUGUGGUAUUUUGAUGACCCUUUUGUCCUAGUUUGA